AUGGUCUUGCGCGGAUUCUCCAACUUUCUUCUGGCGCCCACGUCUUCGUCUUCGUCUGCGGGCGCUAGCCAGUCCAGCCCGACGGCGGCAGCGUCAGAACCACGCCCGUUUGCUCUUUUCCCGCGCAACCCUAGCGUCGGGCUUCGUCUUCUAACGCCGUUGGUGCCGGCGUCCGAUAACACGCCAGCAUUAGCCGCCUUGACCACAGCACAGCUCCUUUUCGGCAUUGGCUUGAUGGCGCGGCGCCCGGUGCGCAUCGGCGAGGUGGUCUGGCGUGCCCGUGUGGCCGGCGCCGCCCGGUUUCUCCUAGGCUCGAUCUUUGUGCUUCUGUCGGGGCUCGAGUACGCCCGCAUGCUGCUUCCGUACGACCCCUGGCGCGAGGAGGCACGGCGCUGGCGACACUGGGCCGUGCGCAAUGGCCACAAGCCGUCGUGGUGGUACGGCGCCGUCUGGUGGUACACACCCAUGUCCAUGGACGAGUGGAGAGCAAAGACAACCACGUGGAUCGCCAACACCGCCAACGCCAUGGAGGCGAAGGCCCACGUGCAGCCUGCCGAUGAUGUUCUCUCGAGCAUAUCGAUUGGACCCCACAGCACACUCAAGGUGGGCCAGUCCAAUACGUACUUGGACAUUUACACGCAUUUGCGUCAGAUCAACAGCAAGCGGACGCGCGAGCUCCUCGAGGGCGAGUUGGCGGACGUGAGCGAGCUCAACAAGGCUGAAAGGCUUGACGCGGCUCUCGAGGGCCGCGGCGUGCUGCUCAACGCUGACUACGUGAAGCCAAAUAUUCUGUUGGGAAACCAUCUUUUGGAUACAGACGACGAGUUCGACAUGGUGUGGGCCAACUUUGAGCCCUGGGAGGAGAUGGGCCAGGAGACAGACUUUGACAUCCGGCUCAUUCCACGGUGGCGUGACGGAGAGGCCUAG
Clavispora lusitaniae ATCC 42720 is the source of this 927-nucleotide messenger RNA. RefSeq lists its product as uncharacterized. The record is from RefSeq and is a predicted model, not a curated record. NCBI's taxonomy places the organism in Eukaryota, Fungi, Ascomycota, Pichiomycetes, Serinales, Metschnikowiaceae. Gene Ontology annotation, cellular component: mitochondrial inner membrane.